AAAAGCAUUGGCGCCAAAAAGCAACCCAAAAAUCCGUGGGAUUCUUCUUCUCGCUCUUUGACUCUCAAAACACUCGAUACCAAAUCUGGGAAUCUUCGAAAACUUGGAAUGGAAAAAUUUUAGCAGAAAAAAGAAACCAAAAAUGCUCAAAAACAGCAAAGACGCCUCGUAAAGCUAAUCGCUCGGGGGACUUCGCAGUCGGUUCUUCUUACUCAGAUCUCUUGCUUCUUCUUGGCCUUCCAGUUGUCGUGAAAUGGCGAGUAUGCUACCCACACUCUCUCCGUCUCGCACCACUUGCGCAUCCCUCCUUCGCGAAUUGCAGAUAUUAUGGGAUGAAAUUGGGGAGAGUGACAGCGACAGGGAAAAGACGCUUCUACAACUCGAGCAAGAGUGCCUCGACAUUUACCGGAAGAGGGUUGAGAAAACAAGAAAGUACAAGGCUGACUUGCAUCAGUCAUUGGCUGAGGCCGAAGCUGAAAUUAACAAUAUCGCCUCUGCCCUUGGGGAACAUGCCUUCUUUUCAAGGGGAAGAGGCACUCUUAAGGAGCAGAUAUCUGCCAUAAAACCUAUAUUGGCGGAGUUGAGGACAAAGAAGCAAGAAAGAGUUAAGGAAUUUUCAGAAAUACAGACUCAGGUUGUUCAGAUCUGUGCAGAAAUAGCAGGCAAUGGUGAACCUAACAUUUCUUCUGAUCCACAAGUUUCUGAAAGUGAUCUGACAGUGAAGAAGUUGGGAGAGCUUAUGUCACACCUUCAGGAACUUCAGAAUGAAAAGAUUUUCCGAUUACUAAAGGUCAACAGCCAUAUUGAUGCUGUCCAUGAGCUGUCAGCUGUGUUGUCAAUUGAUUCUUCUAAGACGCUUAAUGAAGUACACUAUAGCUUGACUGAUCCCUCGGGUAGUCAAUUAAAGAGCAUCAGCAACAACACACUUGCUAGAUUAACGGGGUUGAUCCACUCGCUAAGGCAGGAGAAACAACAAAGGCUACAAAAGUUGCAUAAUCUUGGGAGGACACUGGUAGAGCUAUGGAAUCUCAUGGGCACGUCAGUUGAUGAGCAAAAAGGUUUUGAGCAUGUAACUAGCUUAAUUUCUUCCUCGGUAAAUGAGGUGUCAAGGCAAGGGUGCCUUGCUCUUGAUGUCAUUGAAAAGACUGAGCUAGAAGUUGAACGAUUGAAUGUUCUGAAAGCCACAAAGAUGAAGGAGUUGGUGUUCAAGAGGCAAAAUGAACUAGAAGAAAUCUAUAGAGGCGUUCAUAUGGAUGUAGAUGGUGAUGCAGCACGACAAAUUCUCAUCAGCCUCAUAGAUUCUGGUAAUGUGGAUCUGUCUGAUCUUCUUUCAAAUAUGGAAGAUCAGAUUGCGAAAGCCAAAGAUCAAGCUCUAAGCAGGAAGGAUAUUGUGGACAAGGUAGAGAAGUGGAGAUAUGCAAUCGAGGAGGAGAAGUGGCUGGAAGAAUACGAAAGGGAUGAAAAUCGAUAUAGCGCUGGAAGAGGAGCACAUAAAAAUCUGAAACGUGCUGAGAAAGCACGGAAUUUGGUCAGCAAAAUACCAUCUAUUUCUGAGAAUUUGACUGCAAAAGUAAAAGCCUGGGAGAUGGAGAAAGGAAUCCCUUUCUUGUACGACAAGGAACCCAUCUUAUGUAGCUUGGAAGAGUAUAUUGUAUUAUGCCAGGAGAGACAAGAGGAAAAGCGUAAAUUUCGGGAGCAGAAACGGCUGCAAGAACAACUUGCUGCAGAACAAGAGGCCCGCUUUGGUUUGAGGCCCACACCAAAGAAGCCAUUGGGUCAAAGCACCAAUGUUAACACCAUGGUUGGGACUCCCACUGGUCGUCGUUUGGCAACUCCUUCGGGCCGCCGUGGAAUAUCAGCUGGAAAGGAACAUAAAGAGAGUGGCCGGGUCAAUAACAUAGUUACUGAAAACUACGUCGCGCUUCCAAAGGAUGAUUCAGUCUCACAGGCCAGUUAGGCUACUCUCUCGUGGUUUUUGACUGAUUGUAAAUGAGCAUGCAUCCCCAGCCCCUGGUGCAGUUCCUAUAAUUUUGUGUUUCUUACGGUAGAAAACUUAUAAUGAGAAGUACAGAUUGGGAUAAUCAUAAAUAAGAACAUGGUAAUGCCUUCACGGCUUUACAUUGGAGACCAAAUUAUUGUGCAUUGCGUGAAAGAUGCAUAAUCUAUAUGUGAAUUUCAUGUUCAACCAUUAUAGGAUCAGCAUGUAGGACCCAGCAUUAGACAAGUUUAAUAUUCAUCUUUCAGAGCAUCUGUCACUUGUGUUGGAGUGCUUUCUUAGAUACAACUUUGUGCAACUACAGCAGCCCCAGCAACCAGAGGUAUGCUUACGACCUCUUUCUCAGGAGCAUGAAAGUCAUGAGUUCCACUUUGAUGCCAUGGUGCUUGUUUUACAGUUAUUGUCAAAGCCAUUUCCAUUUCCAUUCCUCCAAUUUAAUAGAUGGAACUAUAAUGUUAAGGAUUGAUCA
Juglans regia (Persian walnut) is the source of this 2465-nucleotide messenger RNA. Its product is annotated as 65-kDa microtubule-associated protein 5-like. Gene Ontology annotation, biological process: microtubule cytoskeleton organization. Bases 254 to 1957 code for a protein of 567 amino acids. The transcript has 11 exons. The record is from RefSeq and is a predicted model, not a curated record. Gene Ontology annotation, cellular component: spindle; cytoplasm. Gene Ontology annotation, molecular function: microtubule binding. NCBI's taxonomy places the organism in Eukaryota, Viridiplantae, Streptophyta, Magnoliopsida, Fagales, Juglandaceae.